Ruditapes philippinarum (Manila clam) is the source of this 1308-nucleotide messenger RNA. RefSeq lists its product as uncharacterized. NCBI's taxonomy places the organism in Eukaryota, Metazoa, Mollusca, Bivalvia, Venerida, Veneridae. Gene Ontology annotation, molecular function: dioxygenase activity. Bases 158 to 1102 code for a protein of 314 amino acids. The transcript has 2 exons. The record is from RefSeq and is a predicted model, not a curated record.
CAGAUAUAUUAUGCUGGACCACGAAUUUACCAGUAGAUAAACUUUAAUUUGUACUUAUAUAUUCAAACAUUGCAGGAGCAUGAUAGGUUUUGUGUAAAAUAGUGUACUUACAUUUGUGUGUCUGGGUAAAACAAACUCCCUCAACGCAUCAAGAGACAUGUCAAGUCGAAACUUUCCCGUGAUUGACGUUGCGGAUAUAAGUCUGCACCGGAAGUCACAAGAUGUUGGCGCAGACGUCCUGGAAGCUGUUGGAAAAAGUAUUUUGGGCGCGCUCUGCGAAUUUGGUGUCUGCUUCAUCAAGAAUCAUGGUAUUGACCAGGGUUUCAUUGAUCAAUAUUUUGCUUUAGCAGAGGAAUUCUUUAAACAGCCUAGAGAGAUGAAAAUGCAGUAUAUCAAGGGGCCGCAACGAGAAUUCGGUUAUUACCCAUAUGAACACGAAAAUUUAAACACUCAACGACCAGGAGACUUGAAGGAAUCCUUUAAUUACCAUCCUGUAGACGACCAGGCAGACUGGGAAAAUAAAGAGUUUCAUAAAGCUUGUAAAGAGUUAUUUGAUCGUUGUACAACCUUUGGAAACAAUAUCCUGGACGCGCUGUCUCUAGGCCUAGGUCUAAACCAGAGGUUUUUAAGGGAUGCGCAUAGAUAUAUUGGUCAAAUGAAAAAUCUAUCGGCUCUGAGAACACUGUUUUAUCCACCAUUACCUUCAGAUAUCUCGGUAAAACAUGACCAAAUUCGUCUGGGUGAACAUUCUGAUUAUGGGACGGUUUCAUUUUUAUUUCAAGACGAUGUUGGGGGACUAGAGGUCAACAUGUCGGGUCAUGGGAUCGUACCAGUGACCCCUGUUCCCGGUACCAUUGUCUUGUUCGCCGGAGAUCUACUUCAACGAUGGACUUCCGACUCAGUUGUCGCCAUAAAGCACAUGGUUAAUAUACCGGAAGUGGAAUCCAAGAGAAUGAAGACAAGGCAGUCGGCUGUGUUUUUCAUAAUUCCAGAUAAUGAAUGUGUGGUUAAACCAUUAGAUGGCUCGGAGAAGUACGAACCAGUGGCAUGUAUCGAUUAUAUGAAUGCUAAAUUGAAACCAACAGCUGGUAUAACCUACUAGAUAUGUCAUGCAAACUUUGUCACGUGAUCAGGAACUUUAUCCUCAGAUGUGUGUCCCUGAGAGAACUUAACUUGCAAAAUGGCUUUUACACAGUUGUUCCAGAAGCAGAAAUGUGAACUGUUAGUAUAUACUUUUUUGAUAGACCGGCAUUCCAACACUAUUUACAUUAUACCAUAUUCAUUCUCUUUGCUAAUUUUACAAAUGGC